Molecule: messenger RNA, 2961 nt
Organism: Drosophila gunungcola (fruit fly)
Lineage: Eukaryota; Metazoa; Arthropoda; Insecta; Diptera; Drosophilidae
Product: zinc finger protein 420
Exons: 5
Coding region: 118-2919 (933 amino acids)
Biological process (GO): regulation of transcription by RNA polymerase II
Cellular component (GO): nucleus
Molecular function (GO): DNA-binding transcription factor activity, RNA polymerase II-specific; zinc ion binding; sequence-specific DNA binding
Source: RefSeq, a predicted model, not a curated record
UUGGCAUUUUUCAUUUCGCACCUCAAGGUCAUACCAUCAAUAAUGUUGAUUUUCUGAUUGUUGAUUUGAAUAUACUUAAAAAGGCUUUUAAUUGGCCAAAAAACUGAGGUCCUCGCCAUGAAGCUGCCGGUGAUUUGUCGCACCUGCGACGCCACCGACACCGACAACCUCCUUAAGCUCGCCACGCCCUCAAAAAAGUAUCCGGACAAGCUGCUAUCGGAGAUCCUGUGCGAGCUGACCGAAAUCAAUAUGGAUGCGACUGAAAGCCAGAAACUGCCACAGUGUUUGUGUAGCGGCUGCACCAAGAAAUUGAUGGGUGCCUAUUGCUAUGUGAAGCAGGCGCUGGCCGCCCACGAAUUGCUGAUGAAGCACCUGAAGAACGGAGCUGCUGCAUCGACCACCGACUGCUUGCAGGAGGCCCCCAUGGAGCUGUGUGCCGAGCAGCACGUGGAGGUCAAGCUGGAGACCGAGGACGAGGACUGUGGCGACAACGAUGUCAGCAUCGCUUGCUCCGAACUGCCGGAACCGGACGAAAUGGAUGUGGAGAGCAAGAAGUCCGUGGAUCCUCUGACCAUGAUUGAGACGGUGAAGCUGGAAACAGAACCGCAGAGCAUAGGAAAACCAACGGAUGAAGAACCUGCCUCGGACUUCGAUGACGAGGACUCCCUGGAUAACCUGCCCCUGUAUAAGCGCAUUCAAAAGUGGAAGAUGGGCAGGAAGUCUGUAUUCAAAUGCCAGGACUGCCCGAGAAAAUUCAAACGAGUCGAGUUUCUUAAACGCCAUGAAAACCGCGUCCACAAGGCGGAUACACGCUCGUUCGCAUGCUCCCUCUGCAUUCGUAAAUUCAGCCGCAGCGAGGCUCUUGAGGCUCACCUGAAAGUCCAUCGAAACUCGAAGCGAUCGGCAAACAUAAGCGAGCACAAGAAGGCCAAGGCGGUGGAUCUGAAUCUGUGUAAACCGCAUGGCUACAAACUAAUCGAGUGCAUGAUCUGCCAGAGCCAGUACAACAAGAUUGCCGAUCUGCGGCGGCAUUUGGAGGAGCAUCCCGAGAUAGUCAGCCUUUGCGGUCGACCAAAUGCGGAGCCUCACGAGCUGUUUUAUCCCGACUGCAAGGACCUGGACGAGGAGCAGUUGAUCAGCUUGAUUCGAAAGGAUCUGGCGGCGGGCAUUUACCAGCGUUUCUAUUCGAUAACCAACCAGAGUGGCUACGAAAUGGACCUGGACAGUUCGGAGACGGAUAGCGAUUUGGACGGAGAUCCCGAGGAUCAGCAAAAGAGGCGAAAGAAGAGCCACAAGAGCAGCUACAGCUGCGAGCUAUGCCAGCAAAAAUUCCCGCGGAAAUAUCAGUUAUACGACCACCAGCGACAGGCCCACAGUUGGUCAGAGGCUCCUCAUGUCUGCGGGCGGUGUGAUGGACGCUUCGUGAGUCUGCAGCUGUUGCGGCACCACAACGAGUCCCAGUGCCGAAAUGCGCAGAAGCGUUUCCUUUGCCACAAAUGCCCGCUUCGCUUUCGCUGGAAACACAACCUGAAAACACAUUUCCGCGAGCACAGGAUUACAAAUCAAACCUUUGAGUGUCCAGAGUGCAAGCGGGUCUUUGACAAAAAGAAAUCGCUUACCGUUCACCUGCUCAGCGUACAUGCCGAGGAAUCUAAACUGAUCCCUUGCCAGUGGUGCAGUCGCAAGUUCUACCGCCGCGACUACUUGGUUAAACACCUGAAGCGGCACGGCCUUAGGGAGCAAGACAUUCCGCUGGCCGAGACUUUGAUAGCGGCCACCUCGCGGCCAAACGGAGCGAAGCGCAUUACCUGCCGGAUGUGCAAUCUGCACUUUGAGCGUAUCGUUGAUCUGCGAGCCCACAUCCAGCUGGAGCUAAAGCUGUCCCUGUCGCUGCACCAGAGCUACGACUCACUGCACAAUUACUCGAUUACAAACGAGUCCGGGUUCGAGCUGCAGCUGGACGACUCAGAGACGGAGGACGAGAUGCAGCCGGGCGGUGGAAGUCGGCCCGUUUAUAUCUGCGAGCUGUGCAGCGUGCAGUGCAAACGGAAAUUCGAAAUGAUCCAGCAUCAGCGGACGAUGCACCGCUUCGACAAAAUGCCACACGAAUGCGAGGACUGCAUCUUCAAGUGUGUGUCCAAGAGCAUCAUGGAUCACCAUCGGCAGGGCCAGUGUAGCAGUUCAGAAAAGAAGCAUCCGUGCAGCAAGUGCUCCUACAAAUUCAUGUGGCCCGAUAAUCUGGAACAGCACGUCUUACUGCAGCACAGCGAAUCCUCGGCCAGCAAUCUGACGGGCGCCAGGUGCUCGACUGGCACGGGUGACCUGGACAAGGAUGCCGCCGAGGAUGGCGUGCCGCUGCUGCAGUGCCCACAUUGUGAUCGCACCUAUCAGAUGAAGUCACGUCUGAACAAUCACAUACGCGAUGUUCAUGUUAACGGUGACCGCAAGCGGAAGGAGGCGGUCAAGCGUUUCCUCUGCUCCCUUUGCGGCAUGGAGACCCAAUCCGCUGCAGCUUUGGUGACCCAUAUGCGACGGCACACCGGCGAGAAGCCCUACAAAUGCGAUCUGUGCGAGAUGGCCUUCCCCCGGCACUCGGAGCUGGCCUCGCAUCGUCGAAUGCACACCGGCGAGAAGCCAUUCCACUGCACCGUCUGCGGCAAGGACUUUGCCCGCUCCGACAAGCUCAAAAGACAUAUGCUCACCCACAGCGGCCUGAAGCCGCACAAGUGCACGUACUGCGAGAAGAGCUACCGCCAGGCAAAGGAUCUGAAGCUCCACCUGCAGCAGCACACCGGCGAAUGUCCCUUCGUAUGCGGCACCUGCGGAGAGCGUUUCAUCCAGAGCAGCACGCUGGAGAAGCACCGGCUGAUGCGACGCCACUUCGAUGAGGUGGAGGCGUGGUUGAGGCGCCAAAAAUAGGGGGCUUUUGCAAUAAAUAAAGUUUGGUCUAGUAUAAAAGAA